AUGCCUGGGAGAGCUGCACCCUCGGUGCGCUGGGCCUGGACAGAGAAACACGCAGUGUUGAGGAAGACGGAGUAUUGUGAUUGUAUUGUACACUUAUCUCAGACAAGCAAGUACGAGGCAUCACUGAAGGGUCUCUUCAUCAUCUUCCUGCUUCAUCUGUGUGUUCAACAUGCUCGGGGUGAUGUGAAUCCUGUCGCCCUUGCUAAAAUGAUCCAAUAUUUUAAUGAGAAUGUCCAGCCAAAGACCAAGCCUGAUGUUCAGUACGCAAUAGCAAUUACUGUCCCACAGGCUCAAUGCACAGAUGAACAAUCUGACAUCCAGACUGUGUUCAGCAAAGAAGAAGCAGCACAUGUGAAAGACCGUCUCACAAAUGGAGAGACAUGUGUUCUCUGUACAAAUUCACAAAAUGUCAUUGCUGCACGGCCUAUACAAAAAACAAAAGAGCAUGCUGAACAUGUUCUGCUCUAUCCUCUCGGUAAUUCUCCCAUGGAUAAACUUCUAGCAAAGGCAGAUCCGAAUAGCUGUGUAGUUUUCUACUCGUACAACUCACCUUGUGUAACGAAGUGUAUUCAGAGCAAAGACAACAUUUUGGCUGGCCUUGCAAACUGGAAAAAUAUCCGUAAAGAUGCAAUGAAUGUUUUUGUCUUUGGAAAGAUCUGGCAGAAGGAUGAAUGGAGGAAGGACAUGGCGAAAGAUCUGCUAAUGAUUCACGACCAAGUGCCUCUUUAUCGUUGUGACAGCAGUAAUGGGAUGCAAUGUCAGAACUGUGUGGAAAAAAACACAGAUAUAGUUGAUUCUUUCUGUCUGCCUAAAAGGAAAUCAAUGCGUUUGUAUUUCCAGAAAAUGCUUCUGUCAUUGCUUAAAGGCUAGCAUUUUAAAGACUGCUUCACAGCUCACAUUGUAUCUUUCACAAAACACCUUUUUUAUACAGCACAAAAUUAAUGGGGCUAUGCUAAAGGGCUAAAGGGCUAUGAAAUUAGAAUAUCUCACCAAACACACACUUCACACCUCUUCUGUGCUUAAUAAAAAUUUUUUUUGAUUAA
Molecule: messenger RNA, 1043 nt
Organism: Danio aesculapii
Lineage: Eukaryota; Metazoa; Chordata; Actinopteri; Cypriniformes; Danionidae
Exons: 3
Coding region: 1-870 (289 amino acids)
Source: RefSeq, a predicted model, not a curated record